Molecule: messenger RNA, 994 nt
Organism: Schistosoma curassoni
Lineage: Eukaryota; Metazoa; Platyhelminthes; Trematoda; Strigeidida; Schistosomatidae
Source: the annotation of a GenBank genome assembly
GGCUAAUAGAAAACAUGGAUAGUGAGACAGACAUUUAAAUAUAUUUCUAACCUUCAAUGUUGUUAUCUCAGGCUCAUGUUAAGCAAAGAUUUAGAUAUAUACAAUCAAGAUUAAUUAUUUGAGAACAUUUGAAUUUAUUAAUUUUUAUUUGGAUUAUUAAUAUUGACAUUAAUAUAAAUAUAUAUAUGAUAUUCAUAUUACUGCUAUGACGGAUAAAGCACCAAUUAAAACAAAUAAACGUCUACAACAAACUCAAGCUCAAGUUAAUGAAGUUGUUGAUAUUAUGAGAGUUAAUGUUGACAAAGUAUUAGAAAGAGAUAAAAAUCUUUCUGAACUUGAUGGUCGAGCUGAUGCAUUACAAGCUGGUGCUUCUCAAUUCGAAGCUAGUGCUGGUAAACUGAAGAGAAAAUUUUGGUGGAAAAAUUGCAAAAUGCUAGCAGUAUUGGGUGUACUAGUAGUUAUUUUAAUUAUCGUAUUAAUUGUAUGGGUCGUUUCUGAACAAAAAAAUAAAGUUGAACAAAGUGGACAUUCAUCUCAUCAUCUUGUGAUGGAUAACACAUCGCAUUUAUUAUCGGAACCAGUGAUGAUGGAGCAUUCAAGAGAAGGAAAACCAAUUUUGCCUGAUGAUCAUAUGAUAGGUUCGAAUGAAGUAAAUAGUGGAACGCCACCGUCUUUUAAUUCUAAUAGAAUAAAAUCCAAAGGUUUUGAGAAAUUACGAUCACCUCCAUUGUCGUUGCCAACUUCUCCUUCGUAUACCCCCUCUUUCUCUUCGUAUCCCUCUUCAUCUCAACAUCAUUUUGAAAACAAUGAAACAUCAUUGUUUUAAUUGGAUAUUUCUUCAUGAAUCGAUUAUUGAUUAAUCUCCGAAUUGUGCCUGGGAUCAGUUAUCACUACACAUAUUCAUUUUCAUACGUACACCAUUGCUGUUAAUUGGUGAUAGUCAGUGUAAACCAAAAUAAAUGAUAUUUAUUUAUUUAAUUCAUGCACAUAUAAA